UCUUCCCCUCUUCUUGGUGACCUCCUCGACCCAUUUCAACAAUGGACAGCCAUCUCACUCCUGGUGAAGAUCAUCUUCAAACAAUGGGCACGCCUUCCGCGCCUGGCAGCCCUCACCACGAAGUUCAAAUAGACGACGACAAUAUUCUGCCUGUCUACAACGAGGACAAAAAAGAAGGUGGCUUUGAUGAACGCUUGGAAAAGAGCGAAUCCCCUAUACCCGCCGGUGCAGCUACAGAAGAGGAAGCGCAAGCGUUUGAUGGCAAAUUGACGUUUGACAACUUUUUCGAACGCUACCGUAACUGGAUUCGUCUUGCCACUUGGCUCAUCUUCACUGGCUUCUUGAUUGCUGCCCUUGUGCUGCAAGUGCCAAAAGGUUAUAGUCAAGAAAACCUUAUUCUUGGUCUGAUUUACGCCUGGACAACCUUAUACUUUUUGUUCUGCUUCAUUCCCACCACCGUCGUCACCAAACCAUGGAACCGCUUUUGGUCGGUGGUGUCUCGCCCCGUCAUGAAAAUGCCACUGAAAUGGAGAAAGCUUGCCUAUUGCUUUUUCACCUUUGCCGUCAUUGUCAUUACCAUUUUCUGCCUGCCCGACAAUCCAGCCAGCGGGUCAACCCGAGUGCGUAAACUAAUUGCCUUGUUUGGAAUGCUUGUCUUUAUCGCCAUUACUUGGUUGACUUCCAACAAUCGAAGAGCUGUGCCAUGGUUGACCGUCUCUAGUGGUAUGCUGUUGCAAUUCUUGUUGGCGUUGUUUGUGUUCAAGACAUCUGUUGGUUUCGAUAUCUUCAAUUGGAUGUCGACGUUCGCUAGUUCUUAUCUUGGCUUUAACAAGAAUGGUCUAGCUUUUGUGUUCAGCGAGGAUAUUGCUAACAUGGGAAUGUUCAUCAUCUCCGUCGUCCCCGCUGUUAUCUUCUUCUGUUCUACCGUCUAUAUCCUGUUCUACAUCGGUGCGCUGCAAUGGAUUAUCAAGAAGGCUGCUGUGUUCUUCAUGGUCAUUUUGGGCACCUCCGGAGCUGAAUCCAUUGUCGCUGUUGCCUCACCUUUCAUUGGCCAAGGUGAAUCGGCUCUUCUCAUUCGUCCUUUUAUACCCUACAUGACUAGAUCGGAACUUCAUCAAGUCAUGACUUCAGGUUUCGCUACGAUUUCCGGUUCUGUGUUGUAUGCAUACAUGCAAAUGGGUGUCCCUGGAUCCGCUUUGCUGACAGCCUGUAUCAUGUCUAUUCCUUGUUCAUUGGCUAUCAGCAAGAUCCGAUACCCUGAAACCGAAGAGUCCUUGACCACGGGUCGAGUCACCAUCCCCCCUAGAACCGAGCAUGAAGCCAACAUUCUUCAUGCGGCAGGGAAUGGCGCUGCCAUUGGUUUGAAAAUCGGUGGUUUGAUUUGUGCAAAUAUCAUUUCUCUUUUGGCUCUGCUUGCCGCCGUCGAUGCUGGUCUGACAUGGAUAGGCAACUUUAUCACCAUCCAAAAUUUAACUUUGGAACUCAUCACUGGAUAUAUUCUUGUCCCUGUCGCUUGGUUGAUGGGUAUCGAAGAUGCUGACUUGGUCCCUGCUGGACGUCUGUUGGCUACCAAGUUGUGGGCAAAUGAGUUUGUCGCUUACAGUGACCUUACUACUACGUUUAAGGGUACCAUCACGGAUCGUACUGUUACCAUCAUUACUUACGCUCUGUGUGGUUUCGCAAACUUGUCGUCCAUCGGUAUCCAAAUCAGUGUCCUUGGUGCACUCGCUCCAGAGCGCACAGGUGAGAUUUCCCGUCUUGCCGUCUCGGCCAUGCUUUGCGGUGCCUUGUGCACCUGUUUAUCAGCAUCCAUGGCUGGUAUGUUACUGUAAUUGUAUUUCUAUGAUUGUGUAGCUAGGGAACUCGCCCAAACCAAAAAACGCUCUUUAUCUAUGUCAUUAAUAAAAUUUAAAAAAAUUGGAAAUCUAUGGGCUCGUCUAAACGGCCACUCCAUGAUUGGUCAAUC
Umbelopsis ramanniana AG is the source of this 1966-nucleotide messenger RNA. RefSeq lists its product as uncharacterized. The record is from RefSeq and is a predicted model, not a curated record. Gene Ontology annotation, molecular function: symporter activity; nucleoside transmembrane transporter activity. Gene Ontology annotation, biological process: nucleoside transmembrane transport. Lineage: Eukaryota; Fungi; Mucoromycota; Umbelopsidomycetes; Umbelopsidales; Umbelopsidaceae. Bases 42 to 1832 code for a protein of 596 amino acids. Gene Ontology annotation, cellular component: membrane. The transcript has 4 exons.